GUCUCAAGUCUACGGGAGCAGAGAAACAAGAUGCUGCUUUCCAAUCCAUGGGCGCCAUUGAGCCCCUUUCAAAUCUGAAAUGGGAAACAGAAGAACCUCGAAAGAUCUACAAAUUCAGUCCCAAGUAUUUUCUGACAAUGGGUCUAACAAACACGAAUAUAAACUUCAUCACACAAAUGGACAAACAAUACCCCUCACGCCUCAUCGAGCGUCAAAAAAUCCACGACACACAUCCCAACUCUCUUAAGUGUCUUCCCACAGCCGUUCCGAUGGUAAACGAAAUAUACACCUUCCUCGUAACCACUUAUCUCCCUCAACGCUACCCCACAAUGUUUACCCUACAAUCACCAUCUCACCUCCUGAACAUCGCCACCAACAAACUAUUGCCAACGAGUCCGCCUCAAGACCCGAUCGAAGCACUUCAUCUCCUCAGUGUGAACAUUGAUGAAGAUUUCCUCAUGCUUCUUCCAGCACCAGAUGGAGAUGGAUAUUCGCUUCAAAGUUUCAUUUGGUGCUAUCCCGUCGGGUUUGAUGCGGGGUCGAAACUUGGGCUGAAGUUAAGAGAAGCGCAUAAACCUGUGCCGGAAUACAAGGAGAAAUUACAAGGGAGCAUGGAUCGUUACUUUGGAAAAUUGGAAGUUGGGAGAGUGGUCUAUCGUGUUAAUUGGGCAAUAGCAACAAACGACUCUCUCUGCGAAGACGGCGAGUACCAUCUGUACGAAGGACAAGAAGUGUCCACAGAGACAGACAUCGAUAUCUCGAACUGUUGGGUGAGAUGUGAACUGCAGACUCUAUUCGCUCUUCCGAAGUCUGGUGGAAGGAUCUUAUCUGUGCAUUUGUAUUUGUAUCCAUUGCAGCAGAUCAAGGACGAAGGAUUGGGAGAAGAGUUGUGUGAGGCAAUUGAUGGGUUGAAGUUGGGUAAUGCGCCGUCGUUUUGGAGGUAUAAACGAGCACCUGUCUGGCAGGAAAAAGUGAAGGAAUUCCUUCGGGGCUAGCGAAGCGGGGUUAAUUUGCCCUGUGAUUAUCAAAUCAAUGGAAGGACAACCAUGCUUGAUACCAAAGCCUUUAAGAUGUCGUGUAUAGCUUUGAUCUUCGAACGUCGAAUGAAGAUGGGGAUGUGAACAGACUUGAGCCUAAAGACUUUCUCGCUUAAAUAGGGGUAGACGAAUGGUCAGGC
Messenger RNA from Mollisia scopiformis, 1177 nucleotides. RefSeq lists its product as uncharacterized. The coding region runs from base 48 to 995 and encodes 315 amino acids. The record is from RefSeq and is a predicted model, not a curated record. NCBI's taxonomy places the organism in Eukaryota, Fungi, Ascomycota, Leotiomycetes, Helotiales, Mollisiaceae. The transcript has 3 exons.